CGCCGCGAUAGGGGCGGAAGCGGCGGCGGCCGAGCUAUUGCAGCUGCUGGUGCCUAUCCCGCGGUCCUGGGCAGCCCGGGGCAGCCUGUGCCACCUGGCCAGCGCUCUGAGGAAGAAAUGGGCUUAUUGACCACGAAGCAAAUCCUGUCUUAUUGGGUAUCUUUACUGAAGAACCAGGUGGGAGGGAGCAGCUGUGUGUGGCGCUUCCCAUCUGUAACCCCAGCAUUCUGGAGACAGAGGCAGGAGGAUUGUCAACAGUUAAGAAUUCUCCAAAACAAUGGCAACACCUCGAGGGAGGGCAAGGAAGAGAGGCUCUUUGGAGCUUUCUGCGGAUAGCCUGCCUUUGAGGAGCUCCGGGAGGCAGGCAAAGAAGAAAGCAGUAGAGACCACAGAUGAGGAUGAAGACGGUUCAUCGGAAAAGAAGUACAGGAAAUGCGAAAAGGCAGGCUGUACGGCAAUGUAUCCGGUGUGCUUUGCAAGUGCUUCUGAGAGAUGUGCCAAAAACGGCUACACCUCCCGAUGGUAUCACCUUUCCUGUGGGGAACAUUUCUGUAACGAAUGCUUUGACCACUACUACAGAAGCCACAAAGAUGGAUAUGACAAAUACACUGCAUGGAAAAGAGUGUGGACCAGCAAUGGCAAGACAGAGCCGAGCGUCAAGGCAUUCAUGGCAGACCAGCAGCUGCCCUACUGGGUACAGUGCACAAAACCAGAGUGUGGAAAGUGGAGGCAGCUUACCAAGGAAAUACAGCUUACUCCACACAUGGCAAGAACUUACCGCUGUGGCAUAAAACUAAAUACUAUUACCAAGACUGACAUCCCUGAUCAUUGUUCUCUCCCCGAGGAUCUAAGAGUGCUGGAAGUUUCCAACCAGUGGUGGUACUCCAUGCUUAUCCAGCCUCCUUUGCUGAAAGACAGCGUGGCUGCACCACUGCUCUCUGCCUACUACCCCGACUGUGUUGGAAUGAGCCCCUCCUGUACCAGCACAAACCGUGCCACAGGCACCACCACCAGCAGUGCCAGCCCAGAGAAGAUGGAGCCCUCCAAGGUGGCCUCCUCUCCACUUGUUGUAGGCAUGAACUGGUACUUCCAGCCAUUUUACCAGCCCAAUGAGUGUGGUAAAGCUCUGUGUGUGAGACCGGAUGUGAUGGAGCUGGAUGAGCUUUAUGAGUUUCCAGAGUACUCUCGAGACCCCACCAUGUACCUGGCUUUGAGAAACCUCAUCCUCGCUCUGUGGUACACAAACUGCAAAGAAGCUCUUACCCCUCAGAAGUGCAUUCCCCACAUCAUCGUCCGGGGCCUUGUGCGCAUUCGCUGCGUUCAGGAAGUGGAGAGGAUUCUUUACUUUAUGACGAGGAAAGGCCUCAUCAACACAGGAGUUCUCAUCGUGGGAGCCGGCCAGCAUCUUCUUCCUAAACACUACCACAAUAAAUCAGUUCUGGUUGUUGGGGCUGGUCCAGCAGGCUUAGCAGCUGCUAGGCAACUACACAACUUUGGGAUGAAGGUGACUGUUCUGGAAGCCAAAGAUCGAAUUGGAGGCCGAGUAUGGGAUGAUAAGUCUUUCAAAGGCGUCGUAGUGGGAAGAGGACCCCAGAUUGUCAAUGGCUGCAUUAAUAACCCAGUAGCACUAAUGUGUGAGCAACUUGGCAUCAGCAUGCAUAAGUUGGGAGAAAGAUGUGACUUAAUUCAGGAAGGUGGACGGAUAACUGACCCCACUAUUGACAAGCGCAUGGAUUUUCAUUUUAAUGCUUUCUUGGAUGUUGUCUCUGAGUGGAGGAAGGAUAAGACUCUGCUCCAAGAUGUCCCUUUAGGAGAGAAGAUAGAAGAGAUCUACCGAGUGUUUGUGAAGGAAUCUGGCAUCCAGUUCAGCGAGCUGGAGGGCCAGGUGCUGCAGUUCCACCUGAGUAACCUGGAGUACGCCUGUGGCAGCAGCCUGCAGCAGGUGUCUGCUCGCUCCUGGGACCAUAAUGAAUUCUUUGCCCAGUUUGCUGGUGACCAUACUCUUCUAACUCCUGGAUACUCCACUAUCAUUGAAAAACUGGCUGAAGGACUGGACAUUCGCCUCAAGUCUCCGGUGCAGAGUAUAGAUUAUACUGGAGAUGAAGUACAAGUUACCACGACAGAUGGUAUAGGGCAUUCUGCACAAAAGGUAUUAGUCACUGUACCAUUGUCCAUACUGCAGAGAGGUGCCAUCCAGUUUAAUCCACCAUUGUCAGAGAAGAAGAUGAAGGCCAUCAACAGCUUGGGCGCAGGCAUCAUUGAAAAGAUUGCCUUGCAGUUUCCAUAUAGAUUUUGGGACAGUAAAGUUCAAGGGGCUGACUUUUUUGGUCAUGUUCCUCCCAGUGCCAGCCAGCGAGGGCUCUUUGCUAUAUACUACGACAUGGACCCUCAGCAGCAAAGUGUACUGAUGUCGGUGAUCACAGGGGAGGCAGUUGCAUCCCUCAGGACCAUGGAUGACAAGCAGGUGUUGCAGCAGUGCAUGAGGAUCCUUCGGGAGCUGUUCAAGGAGCAGGAAGUCCCAGAUCCCACCAAGUAUUUUGUCACACGGUGGAGCACAGAGCCAUGGAUCCAGAUGGCAUAUAGUUUCGUCAAGACAUUUGGAAGUGGUGAGGCCUAUGACAUCAUUGCUGAAGAGAUACAAGGAACUGUCUUUUUUGCUGGUGAGGCAACAAACAGGCAUUUCCCACAAACUGUUACAGGAGCAUAUUUGAGUGGUGUUCGAGAAGCAAGCAAGAUUGCAGCGUUUUAAAAAGAACACAUCUGGACCUAGCUUUCUUCUGUGUCCCAAAUGGAAAAGUUUGAAACACAAAUAAGAGAGAGGGGACUCUGUAUAGUAAAAUUGAAAUGUUUCUAUGGUGAUAGGAAAAUGUAAACACAUUUCAUUCUUCUGAAAUCACUGACCCUCAAAAUCCUUCUAGGCACUUAUACUUUAUUUUUCCAUAGGCCCAAUUAGUGCUAAGUCCUGUGGUUUUCAGAAGUGGCACAGUAUACCCUAACACUGAGACCCUGGUUCGGGUUGGGAGUUCCCUUCAUACUGGACAUUCUAGUUGGCAGAUUACUUUUCAUAUAUUGUGAAACCAAGUAAUACAGCAGGAGUCACUAGCAAACUUAGAGAAAGCCAUGUGUUUUUCUGUGACAAUUUAUCAGUACCUUUACCAAUGAGCCUUAAUAUUUUUACACAACUCCGAUCUUCAGGCUUUCCUUAAAAUUUUCAAUUCUUUUUUUGAUACAGCAACUUGAAAGUAUGACAUGAAGCUUCUAGGCUUUUUUAUACUACAUAUAUUUCUUUUCAUUGGGUAUUCAAAACUUAGAUUCAGGUAUAUUUUGAUAUUUUAGAUCUGUGCUCUCAUCAGAAACACAAGACUCAAAAUCCCUUAACUGUGAGUGAAUGUUUUCACACUAUAAAAACAUUUUUGGGGCGGGUAGCACACUUGAAAUUUGGCAAAUAUCUUCAGUGUCUAAUAUUUUAUAUAGUUUACAUUAUGUUUCCCAUAGGCAGGUCCACUGGAAAACUGCAGAAAAGCUUAGUUAUCUUGGUACAUAGCACAUACUUUAUAAGCCAUAUGUUAAAAGUCUAAACAUGGCAAAACUUUUCCACUUAAAGAUUGUUUAAUAAACAUGGGUUUCAGGGUCUUUUGGAUACCUAUUCUGCCAAGAAACUUCAGUUGACAAAUUAGAAAUAUGCUUUUGUUUUAAAAAGUCUUUGAAUUACAUUAUCUGCUUUUAAAAGGGAGCUACAAAGGACUUUAAAGCCACUUUUUGAAAUAUUAGGUAUUUCUGAAAUUCAAAAUUAGCUUGUUUAAAGAUCUUAUAUAAAGAAUGUACAGUGAAGUGAGCUCUAGACAGCAUAGACACCCUCCCUGUCAAAGUGUGAUACAAACCAGUAACUACAUAUUUAAAGUUAUUAUUCACUGUGCUUACAGGUUAUUUGUUGAGACUCAUUGGUACUGAUAAGGGAAGUAUUCUGCUUUAAAGUGUAAGUAAUUAAAAUGUUUAGCAUGUGUGAAGUGAUAAAUGCAAAAUGUUAAAAUUUCAGUCUAAGUUAUUUAGUUUCUAGGCACUUGUGCUUAUAUUAUGACAUUUCAUAUAAAUGUGUAUUUAAUUUUUCUCCCUUUUUCAGGUGACAACUUAAUUUCAUAUUUUGUUCUACAGGAGCUCUGGUACUUUUGAGUUGCUAUGCUUUUCAACCUCUUAAGAUUUUUGUUAAUGAGAGCCGGGCAAUGGUGGUACAUGCCUUUAAUCCCUGUGAGUUCAAGAGGUCAGCCUGGUCUACAGAGUGAGUUCCAGGACAGCUAGGGCUGUUUCACAGAGAAACCCUGCCUCAAAAAACCAAAAAAAAAAAAAAAAAAAAAAAAAAAGUUAAUGAGCAGAAUUAGUGAUUUAAUUACACGUCACAAAUAACUGGUUAUGUAAAACUGCUUAAUAAGAACUUUUGCAAAUUCCCUUAAUAAAUGGUUAUAGCAUCACUGUCAA
Molecule: messenger RNA, 4473 nt
Organism: Mesocricetus auratus (golden hamster)
Lineage: Eukaryota; Metazoa; Chordata; Mammalia; Rodentia; Cricetidae
Gene: Kdm1b
Product: lysine demethylase 1B
Exons: 22
Coding region: 278-2749 (823 amino acids)
Molecular function (GO): oxidoreductase activity; protein binding; zinc ion binding
Source: RefSeq, a predicted model, not a curated record